GAAAUCAUUGACCAGUUACUUUAUGCUUUUUUUAAAGUUGGUUGUUACUCCCAGAUUGGCUUACACGAUUUUUUAAAUGAACAUUUGGUUGAGUUGUCAUUAGGAGGAUUUGAUUUUCACAAAAAUGAGCAGAAUCAAAGAAAUUUUACGUCAGAAAGUGUUUUCACAGUAUGAUGAUCCUGACUUGUGGGUAAAAAAUUACUUGACGAAUCCUCCUGUGUCAGAAGAAGAACUAGAACAUCUCAGAUCAGUAAUGCAAAAGGACAGAGCUCUUAAAAAGUCCGACUAUGAACGGAUUGUUGAGUUGGUCAAAGUGUUUCCCAACAAACUACAUCCAGAACUGCUGCACGAUACAAUGUGUCAGAUAAGCUCUAGACUUCCAGCUGUACCUGGAAGUGGUCUUGUCUCAACCUGCAGACCAAUUUUACCCUCCAGGAAUAAGAUUCCUGAUGAAGUAAUACCUGAAAAUCCACGCAGACGAGGAGUUUGUGCAUCACUGUUUCCACAAUGUGCAGUUCAGACAAAAUUCUCAAGAUUAUGCCCGAAAUGCUGGCAGAAAUACAAUCCUUUACUCGAAAAUUAUCGGUGUAUUAUUUGUGGUGCUUAUGUUUGUCAACAAUGUGCAUUUAAGGUUCCCAAAAAGAUAUUGGCCGUCAUGUGUAAAGAAUGUUGGGAGAUUGCGAAAUGUUACUGUAAAACAGGCGAUUGGUUCAAUCAAUACGUAGAGUCAAAACUACCCACUCCACUGAAGUUUGACUUUCAAUUUAUUCAGCCUCAAAGUGGUAAUAAUAAGGCGAAACUCAGCUGAGCAGUGACAUGCUAUCAAACAUUUCUUUACCAAAUAUGGGGAGUUUUCAUUUGUUCAUGUUGUACAAACAUCAUUCUCAAACGCCAUAAUCGUGCAGGAUCAGUCGAUAGAGAUUUUCUUAACAUGUAAAAAAUGUCAAUUUAUCAAUGACUACAAAAUUUGUUAAUUUUUUCUCGCUUCAGUCAUUGCCACUGAGACAAAGUGAGUGUGUCAAUAAUACCAUUCCUAUGACUAGUUAUAUUGCUUUCAAUAAAUUUCAUUCAAAUCUGUUGUCAGAAUGUGAUAUAUUUAGGAUAAUUUUUCGCAUAUCCUGUGCCAAAAAUCAACUUGUAACAUACUAGGAUAUAUGAGGUCAUGAGGUUCUAUUGUUUAUGAAGUCAGACUGCUUUUGCGAUAGGUGAUGAAUUCGGCUUGUAAGUCACAACUGCAGAUAUGAAGUAGAAGAGCACUGUUAACAAAUGCGUUUUGGUUGAGCUCUGAUGAAUGGUGGUUGGUAUCACUUGAUGUGUUUACGUGUAAUGGUAUUCUUUUUUCUUAAUGGCACGUAAAGCUUUGUCAGUACAUCUCCACU
This is a messenger RNA of Trichobilharzia regenti, 1379 nucleotides long. Lineage: Eukaryota; Metazoa; Platyhelminthes; Trematoda; Strigeidida; Schistosomatidae. The record is from the annotation of a GenBank genome assembly.